Messenger RNA from Centropristis striata (black sea bass), 12706 nucleotides. RefSeq names its product polycystic kidney disease 1b (gene pkd1b). The record is from RefSeq and is a predicted model, not a curated record. Gene Ontology annotation, cellular component: membrane. The transcript is spliced from 41 exons. Gene Ontology annotation, molecular function: protein binding. NCBI's taxonomy places the organism in Eukaryota, Metazoa, Chordata, Actinopteri, Perciformes, Serranidae. Gene Ontology annotation, biological process: kidney development.
UGAGUGGGGAAAGAUAAGAGGAAUCAUUUAAUGCACUGCUGGGAGUGUGUUGAUUUCUACAAUGCUCCUGUGGUGAUAAGGCAGGGACUAUUUGUUGUGCAGGAGGAUGUGAUGUGACCGACACCAUGACAGGGACACGUGGGCCACGACACCACCGACUGUGGAUCCUCUGCAUGUUCUUCAUCACUGUAGCUGCAGAGGACAUUUCUUGUCCAAACGGCGGUCGGAUCCACCUGGCGGGCCGGCGGUGCUAUUGGCUCUCUGAGGCGACAUCUUCAUGGCUGGAGGCAAGGGACUCAUGUGGAAAGACUCAGGGAGGAGGUCUGGCUUCUGCGGACAGCCUUGAGCUGCAGAACUUCAUCCAUUACUCAUUUCCAGUGACAACCACUGUGUGGAUAUGGCUGAAAAGAUCAAGGGGAGAAGGGUCUGAUCAGGAUGGGGUUUUGGAGCCUGUGAGUCCUGCAUGGUGGGCCGGAGGCGCUGGAAGUCAGGGCGGGUGUACUCAGAUGGCUUUGGGGACACCGGGACAGUGGAGGAGAACUCAGUGUGCUGGACGAUACCGCUUCCUCUGUGAAAAGGAAGUCACUGAGUCUUUACCAUCUGAGGACAGUUAUCUGACUGGAUUGGUUCUAAUGACCGGCAUCUAUGCUCAGAUCCAGAUACACCCUAUUCCCAACGUCCCAGACAUCGGACAGCUCGCAGUGGAGAUGCAGCUGUUUCCAGGGAUGUGGUUCAGUCAUGCAGGUCAGUUGGUCUCAGUUGGGUUGGUGGUCCAACCAAGCUCAGUGUCCUCUUUGGCCCGUGUGCAGAUCCUACGACCCUACUGUAACCCGAACCACCACCUGGUACCUCCAGGUUGCAGCUCUCUCCUUAAUCCAUUCAGCUGCUGCUCAGCAGUACCGCUGUGUAACACCACAGGGGGCUGCAGCAUGGGCCAGUACUGGUGUCACCUGCUGGAGGCCUGUGUGCCUACCACCAGUCCAUGCAGCCCCUACGACUCUGCAGCAGGGGCCCGUGGCUUUGCCUUACCUCCCAGAUACCCUGCACUACCCCCCUUCUAUCACCUGGUGGCAGACCUGCCUCUGAGAAUUAACCCAAGCUCGGAGCUAACAUCUAUAAGCCUGCUUCUUCCAGAUCAAGCAAUCAUGGUGUACCCUGAUGAUAUUGUGGCUAUACAACACACUCGUGACUCUGGGUCAUUCCUACAUUGCCUGAACAGUGAAGCCUCUUUAAACUCCCCUUGGCGCCAGAGUUACAUGUCCCUUAGGAGAACAGAGUGGGGGGGCUGGUGGGAGGGAGGUCUCACUUACCUACCUCAAGGAGGCCAAUGGAUGGACGGGGUGGUGUGUGAUCUGAGGUUGCUGUACGUGGACAAUCUUCAAAGUGGAACAGAGCAUGACGAGAACUUUGGCUUCACUUACAGGGAGACAACAACAGCUCCAGAUAUGUGGGCUCUGACAACUGGUCUUACUCCGAGUCAGAGAUCAGAAUUUGAGCUAAACAUCAUCCACCCUGUCCCAGAUGAAAAGAACCAGAUUCAUGUCCAAAUCAACACCCCAGUACUCAUUGUUGUCAAGGUCCUGUCUGGAGAGAAAGCCAGGAGCUCAUGGUCAGCCCCAGUUCUUCAGACCGGGGUCCCCUUCCUUCCAUUUUGCCCUGAAGAAGUGGCUGGGUCUUGGGCUGGCUGUGAGAGACAGUCCCAUGAUGCCUGGUUCUCCUCUGUCACCAUGGUGUUGCCUUCAGUUGGGGUUCAAACACUAAAAAUCAGCAUGAUGGAUGCAGUAAGCUCUCAAAGUGUAAGUGUGAUGGUUUGUGGCUACGAGGCAGUGACGGGGCUUAGUGUUGAACCACAUGGAUGCCGGAGGAUGCUGGUUGACACUCCACAGUCAUUUAUAGCCAAAGUGGAAAGUGGUUCCUCAAUAAAUUUCACAUGGGUGAUUGACAACCUGGAGAAGUUUGCCUAUGAAGGAGAAUCUUACAGUGUAGUGUUCAAGAAACCUGCAGAGUAUAAACUCAGGAGCCAACAAAUCCUCCUGACUGCUGAUGAACCCACCCCACUGGCUGAGCCAGAGUUCCUGUUAGUCCCGGAGGUCAUAGCUGUGGAUGCUGCACACCUCUACACUGUCAGGGUCAACAUGGACAUCUCCCUGCCAGUCACCUUCAGGUGGGAUUUGGGGGAUGGCAGUAACAAGGUGGUCCACACCCAGUCAGCUCCAUGUCAGGCCAUGGAAGGACUUAUGGAGAAAGAAGGGAAGCAAGUUUAUGUCCAGGACUCAGUAAACUAUACUUUUUCCAUCCCAGAUGACUACACACUUCAUGUCCAAGUCUCCAACCAAUAUGACAACACUGAUGCAUCCAUAAAGAUAAGCGUCCGCCCUCAAUUAAACCAUCUCCUCAUUUCCUCUUCCCUUCACGUGCCCCUCAUCAAACAGACUCUCCUACUGGAAGCUUCCACAGAGCCCUCCUCCCAUGCUGUUGUCUACAAGUGGGACUUUGGUGAUGGAUCUGAAGAUGUCGAAGGCAUCAACCGUAAAGUCAACCACACUUUUGCAUCUGCAGGAGUUUAUAACGUCACAGUGUGUGCCAACAAUACUCUUUCAGUCCUGACUACUUGGCUCAUGGUGGAAGUCAUGGAGAAAAUCUCUGGAAUAACCGUUAACUACAAUAGAUCCAGUGAACUGAGCUCUGCUACAGACUUCAGAGCUACAGUGGCCACUGGAACAAGUCUCAUGUGGAAUUUUGACUUUGGUGAUGGGUCCCUGCAAGGAAACCUAACAGAUGGCUCCAUCUCCCACAUAUUCAAGUCACCAGGGAACUAUACAGUGCACAUAACUGUCUCUAAUUCUGUCAGUCAAGCUCAUCAUUCUGUUAGUGUCGAGGUCUAUAUGUUGGCUGUUAGUGGAGUUCUCCCUACAGAAUGUGUCAUGAGUGGGAGAGACGUUCAGUUUACCGCUCUGGUGAAUGGGAACAUAUCCAUUCUGACUUUCCAUUGGCUGUUUGGAGAUGGAACACCUUUGACUGUAGCGAGGGGACAGUCGUCAGCCAUGCACAAAUUUCAAAGCCAAGGGAUUUGCCACAUUAGUCUGACUGUGUUUAGUUGUGUUUCAUCCAUAUCAUUUAAUACAAGUAUCUGCGUUGAAGCGCCAUUAACCAACAUGACAGUGCAGUCAUCACAGGAAGUAGUGGCAGUAGGAGAAGAGGUUUGCUUCAGGGUGUUAGUUUCCCCCAUACAGAUGAGUGGUUACCAACUGAAGUGGUUUACCAGCCCCUCUAGUCUCAAAGCCACUACAGAAAACACUCAGAAGUGCUUUAUCUUUAGAUAUGAAGGUGUUGAAGAGAUAUUAGUAAUGGCAAGUAACAAAGUCAGCAACAAAACAGCCAAAGCUUUUGUUACCAUUCAGAAGCCUGUGAGCAAGCUGUCGGUGGCACAUGACAGUCAAAGUGGCACAGUCACAGUCAACACAAUAGCAUCAUUUUGGGUUGCCAGUUGCACCGGCACCAAUGUGUCACUGCUGUGGGACUUUGGAGAUGGAUCUCCGGUGGAGCAGAAGCAAAAUGUGUCACACGUCUUUACCUCGAUGGGUCAGUUCACGGUUACCGCCACAGCAUUUAACGCCGUAAGCCGCGAUUCUGUGACCCUUAAAGUAAAUGUUUUACUUCCUAUUUCAGACAUUUCACUUCACACCAGCCAGCCGUAUGCUGUGGUAGGAGUAGAAACUCUCAUCACAGCAAUUAGCAGUGCUAUCAGUAGCACCAACUACUACUGGACUGUGGAUGGAAUAACCUCAACCAAACAGGGAACUUAUCAGUUUAGAUUUGCUUUUAUGAAACCAGGAGUGUAUCAAGUUAGGGUUAUAGCACAGAACUUGGUGAGCAGAAAGGAAGCAGCUAUUUUAAUUGAAGUCUUUGAAAGAAUAGAAGGUCUUCAGAUUGAAUGUCAAAGCCUGAUAAACGGGAAAUACGUCUCAACCCAAGAGGAACUGCUGUUUAUUACUAAAAUCACCAAAGGCUCCAAUGUCACUUACCACUGGCUUGCUACACAAAGUGAAAUAAACCAACAAAUUACAGGUGAUGGAGAGCUUUUUCGUAUGUUAGCUGAUACUCCUGGUGGGAUUUCAGUUGAGGUAAAAGCUUCUAACAAGCUGGGUGAGGCCACCAACAUUGUUUCUUUAGUGGCAGUUCAGCGUGUAACAGGUGUACACAUUACAACACAAUCAAACACUGUUGCAUUAGGGAGAUUAGUGAAUAUCUCCGUAUCUGUGGCAACCGGUUCGGACCUACAGUACCUUUGGUACAUUAAAUCUAAUCCUUCUCCCCUGAGGACAGACACACCCUUUCUUCUCCACACUUUUACAAGUGUUGGCCAUUGUCUUGUUAGAGUUUCAGUUCAGAAUGUCCUCAGCCACGGCAAUGUCACCAAAGAGUUUACUGUUCAGGAGGAGGUCCAAGAGGUGGACUUUGAAAUUGAAGGAAAGACGUAUCCAUUUUACAUUCCAACAAAUGAUGCCAUUCAACUCCAUGGGCUUUCUCGGAAUGGUAGUGAUCUUCACUGGAACUGGAUAGUUAGAGGCACUAUGCAUAUCAGUACUACUAAUCAGACUUUUAUGCACACUUUUCCACAUGCAGGCAUCUAUCAGGUGUCUUUGAAUGUCUCCAAUAGGAUUAAUUGGCAGAUGGUUUCACACAGUGUCAUAGUCGAAGAUGCAAUCACAGAUCUGAUGCUGAACAUUUCCAAGUCCUCUUUAUGCACAGAAGAACAAGUCACUUUUAUUCCAACAGUUUCCAAAGGAAGCAAUGUAAGCUUUGCUAUAACAUUUCAAAACAAAGACUGGAUUCAUAGUCAGACCAUUCUUGAAGGGCAAUUCACCACAUCAAGCCUUCCAGUAGGGACACAUCGAGUUACAGUGAAAGGUUGGAACCAGGUUAGUAAAGCUGAGGAGUCUUCCAGCAUUCUGGUAACUGAGCAUAUUCAAGGUUUGCGACUUGUCAACUGUUGUUCUGUUACCUUAGAGGCUCUGAAAGGAAUCAGGUUCAAGGCAGAAGUUCAAAGUGGACUUUCAGUCAACUACACAUGGAUGUUUCACUUGGUGGGGUCUGAGCCCACCUGGCUCAAGGGACAAGAAGUGGUCUUUACCUCAGCAGAAAGUGGUUUGUUGUUUGUUAGUGUGCACGCCACUAAUGGAAUCUGCUCCAAGACAGUAAACGAUACUGCCACAGUUCAGUUGCCUGUUAAGAAGGUUACCCUUGUCUGUCAGUCAGAAAGAAUAUUUGUUGGACACGCUGUCAGGUUUUUUGCAAAAGUGAAUGGAGGGAGCAAACCCAGAUACCUCUGGGACUUUGGUGACUCAGCUGAGGCAUUUGUGACUGACCUCAGCACAGUCAAUCAUACUUAUGAUUUUCCUGGGAAGUACAGUGUUAUGGUCAAAGUUCUCAACAGUGUUAGCCAUGUAUCCACACAGCUGCACAUUAAGGUGGAGGAGCCCCAGUGUUCUAGCCCUCAAGCUUCUCUGGUUCAGAGCCAGUCUACAAUCUUCAGGUCGAGACCAAGUUUCUUUGAAGCAAGUGUGGACUUUAACUGCUCUGCUUACAAAGCUACAUACCUAUGGGAGAUACUCAACGAAUCGGAUUGUACUAAUUUAGACUUAUCUGGUAACAAAGUAAUUCUUAGAAAUCAGGUAGAUGCAGCUUCCCCUUUGCUCUUACUGCCGAAGCAAACUCUUGAUAUAGGACAGUAUUGCCUGGUAUUUACUGCUUCGCUCCAAGGGACUCCAUUACUUGUUCAACGAAAAACCAGUGUUACAGUGGUUCACUCCCCACUGGUAGCUGUCAUUAAGGGAGGAUCACACAGACUGUGGCCCAGCCUCAGUGACCUCAUCCUGGAUGGAUCUGAGUCUGAAGACCCUGAUGUAGAGCCAGGAGUGGAGGACACACUGCAGUACCACUGGACCUUCAUGACAGUGGUAACUGUGAGUGAAGCUCCUGUGCUUCCUGUGACUGUGGACUGUGUGUCCUGCUCCGUCCCGUCCUCCCCUCACCGCAUCAGUAACACCACCCCCAUCAUCCUUUCAGGACAAUGUGGACAGUGUGACGACCAGGCUCAGUAUAAAUGGAGCGCUGAGGAUCAAACUGGCAUGUAUUUUGACCUUAACGAGGCUGCCACCUCUACAGGGAGACAUUCUCUGAACUUGGUGGUACGUUCAGGUGUCCUGCAGCCAGGGCAAAGUUAUACCUUCACUCUCAAUGUGUCCCAGCCUGGCAGAGGGCAGUGGGGCAGUGCCAGCCUAAUAAUACUACUUAACAGUCCACCACAUGGAGGCCUUUGUGAUCUCAGUCCAGAGUCAGAUAUACACCUGUUGGAGACAGUGGUCACCUACAACUGCUCAGGGUGGCGAGAUGCUGAAAACAGGGUCUCUCAGCUGAUCUAUACCUUCCAGGUAGCACUAUGUCAGCCCAUUGGAACAGUGUGCCCUUUGCUCACUCUUUACAGGGGUACUUGUUCAACAUAUGGCAGCCUGGUUCCAAUGGGAAAUCCUGAGCAAAUAAGAAACACUUCAGUUAUCACAGUUACACUGCUGGUAGAAGAUCAGCUGGGGGCAAAGGUCAUUGCUCUGGACAGAAUGUUGACAGUUGAAACUCCUGCAAGGGGAGAAAUUGCCAGUCAAUGGCUCAGAAACAAGAGCCAGACAGAACUGUGGGCUUUAGUCCAACAUGGCAACCCUCAAGAGAUCAUCCCUUAUUCUAUUGCGCUCACCAGCCAGCUCAAUCAGAUGGAGUCUGGGCGGACUGCCAUGGAGCUCAUGAAACGGAGGGAGAUCCGUGAAAAUGUGACCCGCGCCCUGGCCUCUCUCCCUGUGUCCUCCUUGCUGAAUGUUGAUCAGAUCAGCUCAGCAUUAUCUCUGUCUACUGCUGUUCCAGGUGAAUUGGUUUGUGAGGAGUGCCAGAAGAAGGUCCUGGAAGCUGUGGGGAAGAUGAUCCAUGUGAUGGAGGAACAGAUCAGUCCUGGGGUUUUGCCAACUGUGGAAACAGGAAGGAACAUCCUGAACAUCAUAGGUAGCACCCUGGCUGCUGUGUCUGAGUUCAUCAAUGCUUCCAGUUUUCAUCCAGCCUACUCCAGCACCCUGCAGUCAGCUUCCACCAUCGCCCUGUCAGCCAUAGGUCACACAGGGGCCCUAAUGCGCUCCCUGAUGCAUUCCCGUGUUCAUGGCCAGGCGCCACUUUCGCUCUCCACCAAUUAUAUCAACACAGUGGGCUUCCAGGGAGACCCCUCUAACCUCCUCUGCACUCACCAGUCUGACCAAGACCAGACUGUCCCAUCUCAGUCAGCUGGUGAAUCAAAUAGUUCUCGUCCAUGUCAGUUUCAUAUCCCCACCUCCCUUACUGCUCACCUGAAGAGUCACAAGUCUGAGGUGGUGCAGGUCAUGUUUGGUUUGGAUGCAGAGUUGGGAUCCAACCCAUUGCUGACUACAGCCGACCCUCCCAUUUCCACCGCUCUGGUUGCCAUGGAGCUCACCACACCUCAGGGCCAACCCAUACCCAUCCUGGAUCUGGACCCUGAACAAGCUAUAAGAGUUACCCUGCCAAACAAAUAUGCUGUAGGACAGGACGAUGGUGGAAAUGGAAGGACAGGUGAAGCUGGGAAUGGGACAUGUCUUACUCUGAUGCUCCCCACUGAAGGAAGGUUGAACCUUACAGUUAAAGCUGUGGAUGGACUGGAUGAUAAUGCAGGUUUAUAUCUAUCCUUCAACUUCAGCCUGGACCCAGGAGCUACUCCAGUGAGUCUGGGACAUGUCAAGAUAGAAGUGGGCUCCACAGUGCCAGGAACUAAUGCAUCCCAGGAUUCCCUAGUGAGAGAGUGGGCUCUCACUCUCUCUGCUCCAACCACCUCCACAGAGGAAACCAUCUUCCUGUCUCCACUCUCUCUGUGCCAGUACUACAGUGUGGAGGAGAGGCGUUGGAGCAGUGAGGGUCUGCAGCCACUGGAGGGCAGCACGCUCCACGCCGCACACUGUCUCACACAGCACCUCACCAUGUUCGGGGCCAGUUUGUUUGUUCAUCCUGGGGCCGUCGUUCUGCUGCCACCGCCAGGCGGUCCCACGCGUAACAUGGUAGUGCCGAUUGUGUGUGCUGUCCUGGUCCUGAUUCACCUGCUGGUGGGGCUCAUCGCACAUAAACUGGACCACUUGGACAGCUUGAGACUGAGCCAGGUCCCUCUUUGUGGCCGAGCGGGGCUGUACCACUACAGAGUGCUGGUGAAGACGGGCUGGAGGCGGGGAGCAGGCACCACAGCACAUGUUGGCAUCAGUCUGUAUGGUGUGAACAAGAGCGGAUCUCGCCAUCUGCAGAGGGAUGGAGCUUUUCAGCGUGGCAGCCUGGACCAGUUUCACCUGGAAACAGAUGACAACCUGGGAGAAGUAUGGAAAAUUCGCAUCUGGCAUGAUAAUACAGGUCUGGACCCGUCCUGGUACGUUGAGCAUGUGGUGGUGUGGGACCCUCAGACAGACCACAUGUUCUUCUUCCUGCUGGAGGACUGGCUCUCUGUGGAGAAUCAGAGGAACGGCUCUGUGGAGAAGGAAGUUCUAGCCUCAUGUCCAGAGGAGCUUUCUCACUUCCGACGGGUCUUCACCUCCCAAAUGAUGUUUGGAAUGGUUGAGCAGCACCUGUGGCUGUCGCUAUGGCAACGCCCUGCACACAGCCGCUUCACCAGGGGCCAGAGGGUGACCUGCAGCGCUCUCAUGCUGCACCUCUACCUGGCACUGGGGGCACUGUGGUAUGGGGCUGUUGGCACCAAGGGGCAUAGUGGAGCGGUGUCAGCCCAGCUGCUGGUUAAUGUGGAGGUGGUUGCCGUGGGAAUGACUGUUGCUGUACUGGUGUUUCCCCUCCAGUGUUUUCUCUGCUUCCUGUUUAGGAAAGCUCACAAUCAGGUAACUGUGGACAUGUCACUUCCUCCUUCUCCUGUUUGUCACUCUGUGGAGAUGGACGUUAACCUCGGCCAAUCAGGGCUCUCCGGCCCUUCCUUCCUGUCGCUGCCGGACUCCUCAGGCCCAAUCCGGGACAGUCCUUCAUCUUUACUGGAGAGCAAGGCGUUUGACUCCAGUAUUCUCGACUUCUGGGCUGCGUCUGGCUUGGCGCCCCAGACAGAUGGAGCGUGUCAGGGAGAAGGCAUGGGGACAUGGCCUUCCUGCGACAGCCUCCUCAAUCUACCAGUUGGCCCAUACCUCACCAAGACAGCCCCAGCACAUAACCUCUGCAAGGCUUCAUCUGCUCUGGGCCCUCAGCGCCAGCUGAGGAGAAAAAAGGCUGUGAUGCAGCUCCGCCUGGCCUCACCUUCUGCUCCUCCCUCUCCUCUUUACACAUAUCCUCUUUCUAAAGACAUUUCCAGCUCUCAUCCAUCCCCUGCUGCACCGGACCGAAAGAUCUCAAAAAUAAACACCAACUUAGUGCAAGCUCAUAACCACAAUCUGACUACACUUCUGACUCUUUCUGAGGAGAAUCUGCUGAUGUCUAUAGCAGCAGCAGCAGAGGACACAGCAGACACAAAUAACAGCAACUCAGAUAGCGGUCGUGAUUCUCCCAGAACCACUUCGUCACUCUCAACCACGCGGAGCACGUCCUGCAGCAGCUGGUCGGAGCAGAGUGAGGACAAGUCCCUGUAUGGUGCAGAGAUCCACAAGCCAGACCCUCAGUCCUGUCCCUCUCUGUAUGGAGCCGGACUCUACAAGUGUCCCUCUGUGCUAUCUGUAGACUCUGUGGCCAGCACCGUGCUGCCGAGCCCUUCACCUGACUCCACCCGCUCCUUCUCCACCACACGCAUAGGAGUAGCUCGAGGUCAGCCCAGCUGGCUGCUCCCUCCCUGUGUGCUGAGUGUGAUUUACCCUCUGGUGGCUGUGCUGCUAGCAGCGUGCCUGGCUGUGGUCGGACUCUACGGUAUCUUCCUGUCCAGGACAGCCGUCCUCAUGUGGCUGAUAUCGGCUCUGUCUGCCUUUCUCACCUCUGCUUUGUUGCUGGAACCUCUCAAGGUCUUCGUGCAGGCCUUGAUCUGCACGGCGCUGUGGAGGCCUGUGGAUCCAGAGGUGGAGGACCUGCUGGCUCAGGAGACCACAGUGGUGAGGGCAUUCGAGGAGCAUGGCAGGAAGGUCCGGCCGCCAUGUGGCUACGGGCUGCUACAGGCCAAAGAGGAAGCCCGCAAAGUCCGAGCUUUACAAUCACUAAUGAGGCACUGUGUGUGCCAGCUGCUUUUUCUGUUGCUCGUACUGAUGCUGAACUACCAGGACAGCGUGGAGCAGAGGCAAGGCAGGCUGCUGCACUCCGCUGUCAGGCGCCGUCUUCACACGGCACCCCUGGGGGCCCCUAACCUCACCUCACUCAGAGACUGGUCAGAUGCAGAGAAGUGGAUCAGUCACACCUUGGUGCCAUACUUCCACCAGAACCCUUCACUGAGCCUUGUUGGGUUGCCACGGCUGCAGUACACACACACCCUGGCGCCUCUGGCAACUGUCUUCCUGGGAAACAGCAGUGAAAUGACACAGCAGCUCCUAGCUGACUUGCACAUGGCAGAUUGGGGCAAGAAACAGUUUCAAACUCUUUCUAUGGACUUCACACACUACCACAGAGAGUCAGGUUUAUUUGUGUGUGUGUGCAUACAGCUAGAGUGGGCUCAGACACAUAGAGUCGCCCCCUUUCUCUCCAUCCAUCCACUCCUCAUGCCUUCAUCCUUCUCUGGACUGGACCUGCAGCUGGCACUUACAGUUGUCCUUCUCAUCUCUGCGCUUCUGAUUGUGUUUGGAGAACUGUGGUCCAUGGCUACUGAGCGUGCCCAGUAUCUGCGUCAAUGCAGACACUGGUUCCAGCUUCUCCUGGCCUUGUUGUCCCUGGCAACGGCUAUCCUGCAGCUCAGCUUCCUGUCCCAGGCCGUGUCCUGUGUUUCCAGGAAUUUGACCAUCUCUUUCUUGAAUGUCUACUAAUUUCCAAUGCUGUACGCCCCAGCUCCUGGGAACCCUGAGGUUUGUGCGGAGGUGGGUGGUGUUAGGCAGAGUGCUGCAGAGAGCCUGGAGGGAGCUGUGGGCUCUGACUGUCCUACUGCUGCUGCUGCUGCUGCUCUGCAUUCACUUCGGAAACACGUGGAAGGUUUCUUGUCAGUACGACAGACAGGUGUCUCAGUACUGUCCAUCCUGCGAGGCCGGAUGGCUCUCCAAAGACUCUGCAGGGUCCACCCAGUCCUUGGCCCUCUCUAUGGGCUUUUACUGAUGGGGGCAGGGGUUUGGCUGUCGGCCAGACUAUGUGGAGCUGUUCUCAUUCGGACAUACAGGGCGGAGCAGGCUGAGUUGUACCGUCCAACCAUUGAACCUCAGGACUAUGAGAUGGUGGAGUUCUUCAUCAAGAGACUUAAGCUGUGGAUGGGACUUACCAAAGCAAAAGAGUUCAGACACAGGGUGAAGUUCGAAGGUAUGGAUUUACCUCCUUCCAGAUCCUCACAGGAAUCCCGUCUUUCCACCUUGUCCUCCACCCUCCCCUCUUCCCACUCUCCUUCCCUGUCCUCCUCAUUUUCAUCCCCCCGUCCCCUGUCCUCAGCUCUCUCUCUGAGAUCCGAGGACUUGUCAGUGUCCGAGCCUGGGUUUGAUGUCCAGCCAUACCUGGACCGUCUGUUGCCCUGCGUCAGUGCCCUGCUGUCUCGUUUUGAUCAAGUCAAUCAGAUUACUGAGGACGUUCACAACCUGGAAAAGAAACUAGAGGAGGCGCAGGCAAGGAGGAGAAAGAUGUGGACCAGUAACAAGGACGAAGGUGCAAAAAGAUUUGGAGAGUCAGUAAAGCCAAAGGAAGCAGAAGGCAAUGGAAGGGACACAGGAGAAGUGAGACACAGGAAAACAGGUCUUCUUUGCCCCAAGCCACGAGUCUCCCUUCCAGCUUCGUUUUCUUUCACGCCCUCCACUCUACAGUCCUCUGCUGCAUCAGUCUGUAGAUUUCCCCGUACACGUAGCACCCACUCUGAGUCUGAAUCAGUACCAUUCCAGCCUCAGGAGUCGAGCAACAACCAUACUUUUGAACCUGCCAAGCUUGCAUCUGGAAUCUGCGGUUUGUAUCCAGCAGGUUCUCCUGGAUACAUUAGGUUUCCCAGGAGAAGAGCUUGGCAUUCUGGGAGUUCACAUUCAGCUGAUGCAGCUCAGAGGAUCUACCAGACCCAAGGUGGACUUGUUCCAUGUGGUAAUGGAGGAGAAUAUUUAGCAUUCACCAAAACAAGACCCAGAAGUGAAGAAGGGGUAAGACAGCAUAUCAGUGAUGGAGUCCCAGUGAAGAGGAAGGCUUGGACUGAGCAAGACUAACCCUGUGUUUACUCUGAUAGCAGCAAAGGAUUCUUAUGAACAGAGUUGUUUAAUUUUGUGCGAAAAUUUCGCAACAUGGUUUUUAUGCUAUCCAACAGAACGGUUGUUGCUUUAAACAAGUCACGCUGUGAAAGUUGUGUUAUAGAACAACCAAAGGUUAUUUAACAAAACCACUUGUUUGAAGUUCGAAAAAAAUAUGGGGGUUAGGCUAAAAGUAGCAACUAAUGUACAGAACUACUAGACACAGUUAUGUCAGUAACAAAGAACACGAGUAAGAGGUUUCCAGCUGGGUACAAAAGCUGCUCUCCUGGGUCGAAGGCCUUGGGUUGUGCCAUUCACCUCCACUCUACUCACCUCCUCUACUCAGCCUUAAUUUUAACUAAACACGC